Hydractinia symbiolongicarpus is the source of this 2234-nucleotide messenger RNA. Its product is annotated as ubiquitin carboxyl-terminal hydrolase 3-like. Gene Ontology annotation, cellular component: cytoplasm. Bases 35 to 1561 code for a protein of 508 amino acids. The record is from RefSeq and is a predicted model, not a curated record. Gene Ontology annotation, biological process: protein deubiquitination. Gene Ontology annotation, molecular function: cysteine-type deubiquitinase activity; zinc ion binding. The transcript is spliced from 16 exons. NCBI's taxonomy places the organism in Eukaryota, Metazoa, Cnidaria, Hydrozoa, Anthoathecata, Hydractiniidae.
UGCUUAAUGAAAAUCUGAUUUUAGUUUCCCUAAAAUGGAAUGUAAACACUUAGACAAAGCUGUUGAUAUAUCACCUACCUUUGUAAGAAAGUUAAUUGAAGAAAAUAGAAAUUUAUGGACAUGUGCAGAAUGCCGUUCAAAUAAAAGUCCAUGGAUGUGUUUAAAAUGUGGUAUGGUGUUAUGCGGCAGGUAUGUGAAUGGACAUUGCAAAGCACAUGGUGAAUCCAAUGAAUUUCAUUUUGUAUGCAUUGAUGCUUCACUUAUGGUGUUUUGCUAUCAAUGCGAUGAUUUUGUCAUUAAUGAUACCGAAACUGGAACAGUGGAGUUAAUACGAACUGCACUGCAAACUGAAAUCCCACAUCAAAGAAAAAGAAGAAAACGAACAGAAGAACAGUUACUGCAUCCAGAAACUCCUACAAAGUUAUUAAAAUCUUCAUCAAAAGAAAACAUGUACAGCAAUUCACCCAAAAAAUUAAAGACUGUUGGAAUUCGGAACCUUGGAAAUACAUGCUUUAUGAAUGCUAUUUUACAGUCUCUAAGUAAUCUAAAACACUUCAGCUGCUAUUUCAAGGAGCUUCCUGCAAUUGAGUUAAACGAUGAGAAAGGAGACAAUGGAAAGAUUAAAAAAUAUUACACUCGUAGCUAUCAACCUGACGAUCUAUCUUUGGUGGAAGAACUUCGUAAAAUUCUUUGCGCUUUAUGGCAAGGUGCAACUGCAGCUAUAUCCCCAGAUGCAUUAUUUUCUGUUGUUUGGAAAGUUGUUCCACGUUUUAGAGGUUACCAACAACAUGACGCACAUGAAUUUAUGCAUUAUCUGUUAGAUCGAGUUCAUACUGAAUUGUUACAAACUAAUAUUUUUUCGAAUGGCCGUGAUACAAUUGUAUCUGGAAUAUUUGGUGGGCAGCUACAAAGUGAGGUAACCUGUCUAAAAUGUGGAACCAUUUCAAAAAAGAAAGAACCUUAUUGGGAUUUAUCUCUUGACAUUCCAUGUAAAUCGUCCAAGAAAUCGAGUGCUCAAAAAUUAGAACCUAAAUCCAAAGUUUGUCAUCUAACGGAUUGUUUACAACGUUUUAUCGAAGUUGAAGAACUUGAUGAAUCCGAAUGGUACACAUGUGAGAAAUGUAAAAAGAAGCAGCCGUCAACGAAAAAAUUCUGGUUAUUACAACUGCCUAACGUAUUAUGUCUUCAUUUAAAACGGUUUCGUUAUUCACCUCAUGGUCGAACGAAAGUGGACACAUUUGUUCGUUUUCCAAUCACAGAGUUAAAUAUGAAUAGUUACAUGCUAAAACAAGGACAAAAACAACAUAGACUAUCAACAAAGGCACAUGUCUAUGACUUAGCAGCUGCUGUCGUUCAUCAUGGUAGCGGGGCUGGUUCUGGGCAUUAUACAACCUAUGCUAGGCAUGAAGGUGCUUGGUAUAACUUUAAUGAUAGUACAGUUUCGUUAACAAGCGAAGACUCAAUCACACACUGUAAAGGUUACAUCCUCUUCUACACAAGACAGUAUCCUGAUGUGAACAUUAUUGAACGUAUUAAAGAAAAUGUAAAGCGAGCCAAAUAAUUAUAAUAGAUAGAGUGAUUUUCUAAAUGUUUUUAAAAUUUUAUAUUAGUUUUAAAUGACAGCGUGUUGUUGUUGUUUUGUGUGUAUUUUUUGGUUUAGUUGUUUGAGUUUUUGUCAUUGAAUCUAUUAUUUUUUGUGAAUCAUUUGAUGUUUAGUAUUGCAUAAAAUGGCAUUUUACUAAUAAAUUUGUUCACCUUACCAUGUGUUUUAUUUUAAGAAUAAUAACAGGUCCAUAUUUAAGUAUUUGAACUGAUGGUGGAGCAAAAGUUGUCUUCUUGUAUUUAUUUAGUAAAAAUUGUGUAAAAGAUCAUCUAACAGAAACAGCUUUUCUUUUUUCAUAAAUAGGUUGUUACUCUUUAGUUUCAAAUAAACUUCCCCCUCUGCUGCUUGAUAGUUUUCCAACUUUUUUUUAUAUACUUUCUUCUUUGAUAUUCUGCAUGUUCAAGAUUCAAAUUGCUGUUUUUAGUUUCUGCAUUGCUAGAAACCUAAAAAUUCCUUUUUGAAUGUUGAUCCAAAAUUGUUUUAAAUUGUUUUGUACCUGUUGGAUACACAAUUUUAGAUAAGCUGUAUUUGUUUUCUUUUGACUGGAUAUUGUUAAUAAUUAUGUGUGCAAUAAUAUAAAAAAAUAUUGCAUUUAUUGUAUAUAUAGUUUACAAUAUAAUUCAUCUUCUUA